AUGGAGACUGACGUUGUUUCCAAGCCACACAGGCUCAAAUACGACGUGUUCCUUAGUUUCCGAGGAGAAGACACGCGCACAAACAUCACAAACCGUCUCUACGAGGCACUCAACAACAAGGAAAUGGUACGAGUGUUCCGUGACAACGAAGGAAUGAAACGAGGGGAAGAGAUCAAUCCAAGUCUCAAGGAAGGCAUGGCCGACUCGGCAGCCUCCGUCGUCGUCUUGUCCGCUAGAUACGCCGACUCCCACUGGUGUUUAGACGAGCUAGCUACGCUCUGCGACCUGCGAGCAUCUCUGAAACGCCCGAUGAUCCCAAUCUUCUACGAGGUCGAUCCCUCACAUGUCCGCAAACAGAGCCAUCUUAUAAAGACGCAUUUUGAAAUGCUCGAGGAAAGGUUUGAAGACGAGAAGAUACAGCGAUGGAAGAGAGCUUUGACUUUAGUCGGAAACCUCGCUGGAUUUGUUUGCAACAAGGAAUCGGCUAAUGAUGAGAUGAUAGGGCUUGUGGUGAAAAGGGUUUUAUCUGAGCUGAGCAAUACACCAGAGAGAGUUGGAGAAUACACGGUUGGUUUGGAGUCACGUGUUGAUGAUUUGGUGAAACUGUUUGACUUUGAGUCAUCCACUUCAGGUGUUCGAGUUCUUGGACUUUAUGGUAUGGGUGGUAUUGGGAAGACGACGCUUGCAAAAGCCUUUUACAACAAGAUUGUUGGAAAUUUCAAGCAACGAGUAUUUAUCUCAAACGUUAGAGAAAGCUCAUCAUCAGAUGGCUUAGUCAAUCUUCAAAAGACUUUUCUCAAGGAUCUUUUUCGUUUGGUACCUGAAAUAGAAGAUGUUGAGAGAGGGAGAGAGAAGAUAAAAGCAAAUGUUCAUGAGAAGAAGGUUCUUGUGGUUUUAGAUGAUGUUGAUAACGUAGACCAGUUUGAUGCGCUAGUUGGUGAAAGAAGCUGGUAUGGUGAUGGAAGUCUCAUAGUCAUCACUACCAGAGAUGAAGAAAUUCUGAGUAAGCUCUCAGUGAACCAAAAGUAUGAGGUCCAGUGCUUGACUGAGGAGCAAGCCUUGAAGCUGUUUAGUUAUCAUUCGCUACGGAAAGAAAAACCAACAGAGAGUCUAAUGGAGUUAUCCAAUAAGAUUGUCGAGGUGUCAGGACACUUGCCACUGGCAAUUGAAGUGUUUGGAUCUCUUUUUUACGACAAGAAGGAGAAAAAAGAAUGGCAAACUCAACUGGAGAAGCUGAAGAACACCCAAUCAAGCAAACUUCAAGAUGUUCUUGCUCUGAGUUUUGAAUCUUUAGACGACGAAGAGAAGAAAGUGUUCCUCGACAUUGCGUGUCUCUUUGUUAAAAUGGAGAUAACGAAAGAAGAAGUUGUAGACGUACUGAAAGGAUGUGGGUUUAACGCUGAGGCUGCUCUCAGUGUGCUCAUACAGAAGUCUCUUGUCAAGAUCUUGGAAGACGAUAAGCUUUGGAUGCAUGAUCAGAUUAGAGACAUGGGUAGGCAGAUGGUCCUUAAAGAAAGCCCUGAGGAUCCUGGAAUGCGAAGUAGACUCAGUGAUCGUGGUGAAAUUAUGACCGUGUUGAACAAUAUGAAGGGAACAACGUCCAUCCGAGGAAUCGUGUGUGACUUCAAAAAGAAGUUGAAGAGGGACCCAACUGCAGAUGAAAUUGCAUCUAUGAAUCUACACAACAGUCCGAGCAUCUACUCUGCGUUUAACUACGUGAAGAACAAAUUUGCAAGAUUUCCAGCAGAGGAAAAGACAAAAACUUCUGAAAUCUCCAUUCCCAUAAAGCCUUUUGUAGCAAUGAAAAACUUGAGGCUUCUACAGAUUAAUAACGUGGAACUGGAAGGAGAUAUUAAACUUCUUCCAUCUGAGCUCAGAUGGAUACAGUGGAAAGGUUGCCCAUUGGAAACUCUUCCUCCGGAGUUUCUUGCUAGGCAAGUUUCUGUUCUUGAUCUUUCAGAGAGUGGAAUAAGACGAGUCCAGAGUUUGCGCAACAACAAUAGGGUGGAUGAGAAUUUGAAGGUUGUAAACUUGCGUGGUUGCUACAGCUUAGAAGCCAUUCCUGAUUUAUCAAACCAUAAAGCGCUAGAGAAGCUUAUCCUCCAGAGAUGCGUGCUUCUGGUGAAGGUUCCAAGCUCAGUUGGCAAUCUGAGAACAUUGCUUCACUUGGAUUUCAGAGACUGUUCAAAUCUUGCUGAGUUUCUUGUGGAUGUUUCCGGAAUUCAGCGUCUUGAAAAGCUUUUCCUCUCAGGCUGCUCAGUACUGAGUGUGUUACCAGAAAACAUUGGUGCCAUGGCAUGCUUGAAAGAGCUUCUUCUUGAUGGAACGGCGAUAAAGAACUUGCCACAAUCUGUUUUCCGCCUCCAGAAACUCAAAAGGCUUAGUUUAAGAGGUUGCAGAUAUUUUCAAGAGCUACCUUUGUGCAUAGGAAUGUUGAUAUCACUGGAGAAGCUAUAUCUUGAUGAAACUGCAUUGCAAGAUCUUCCGGACUCCAUUGGAGAUCUUAAAAAUCUCCAGAAGCUUCAUUUGAUGCGAUGCACAUCCCUUUCAAAGAUUCCUGACUCCAUCAAUAACCUCACAUCACUGAAGAAACUGUUCAUCAACGGAAGCGGUGUCAAGGAGCUAGCUCUGAAACCAGGCUCUCUGCAAUGUUUGACUGAUUUUUCAGCAGGAGGAUGCAAACUUCUUGAACAGUUUCCUUGUCCAGUUGGUGGAUUAAAUGCUCUUCUCCAUUUACAGUUGGAUAGGACUCCAAUCAAAACUCUACCGAAAGAGAUUGGUGGCUUGCACUUUAUCCGCAAACUUGAGUUGAGGAACUGUGAAUCUCUCAAGACCCUGCCUGGAUCAAUCGGAGAUAUGGACACACUCCGUAGCUUACACCUUGAUGGCUCUAACAUUGAGGAACUGCCGGAAGAGUUUGGAAAGCUUGAAAACCUAGGCUUACUCGGAAUGAACAAAUGUAAAGAGCUCAAGAAGCUUCCUGAAUCAUUUGGAGACUUGAAAUCUCUUCAUUAUUUGUACAUGGAGGAAACUUUGGUUGCAGAGCUGCCAGAAAGUUUCGGAAACCUCUCAAAUUUAAGGGUGCUGAAAAUGAUGAAGAGGCCUCUUUUUAGAAGAGAGAGUGAUGCUAUAGGUACAAGCAAAGAACCUCGUUUUGUAGUGCCAAACUCUUUCUCAAACCUCUUGUUGCUUGAGGAACUGGAUGCUCGUAGCUGGGGUAUAUCUGGUAAAGUCCCAGAUAGUCUUGAGAAGCUCUCGUCUCUGAAGAUACUAAAACUGGGGAAUAAUUAUUUUCACUGUCUUCCGUCUAGCCUCAAGGGGUUAACCAAACUUAAAGAGCUUUCAUUGUAUGACUGCCAAGAGCUCACGUCUCUUCCCCCUCUUCCAUGUAAACUAGAGCAGUUAAGCCUGGCAAACUGCUAUUCACUGGAGAGUAUAUCAGAUCUUUCAAACCUGGAGAUCUUGCAUGAGCUCAAUCUCACAAACUGUGACAAGGUGGAUGAUAUUAAAGGGCUUGAGCACUUGAAGGCUCUGAAACGAUUAUACAUGAGCGGCUGUAACUUAGACUUCUCCGUCGCAGUGAAGAAAAGACUUUCCAAGGCUUCUUUGAAAAUGAUGCGGAAUCUGAGCUUACCUGGGAACAGAGUCCCGGACUGGUUCUCACAAGGCCCUGUCACAUUCUCAGAGCAACCCAACAGAGAGCUCAGAGGCGUAAUCCUUGCUGUUGUUGUGGCUCUUAAACAUGAUGACCAGAAGCUGCCUACUGUGGUUGGGAUUAAAGCCAAAAUCUCCAAACUUGAUUUUGUUGUCCUCAACCACACAUUGAACCUCUCUGGAGUGCCAAGAACAAGUAACGAUCAGCUUCACAUCUGCAGAUACUCGCAUCAUCACCCAAUGGUUAUGAUGUUGAAAGAUGGGUACACUGUACAGGUGGUCAAACAAGAACCGGGAAUGCAUAUCAAACAAGACGCUGAGCUAAAGAUGCAUGGGAUUCAUCUGGUUUACGAAGGGGAUGAUGAUGUACAAGGCAAUGAAGAUAAACUAAACGAGACACAUCAAACAGUUUCUCAGAGACUUGCCAAUUUCUUCCGCUCUUUCGAACAAGGUGAAGCCAGCUCAGUAGGUGACUCUACUGUUACAUGA
Molecule: messenger RNA, 4143 nt
Organism: Microthlaspi erraticum
Lineage: Eukaryota; Viridiplantae; Streptophyta; Magnoliopsida; Brassicales; Brassicaceae
Source: the annotation of a GenBank genome assembly